Corticium candelabrum is the source of this 701-nucleotide messenger RNA. RefSeq names its product AP-3 complex subunit sigma-1-like. NCBI's taxonomy places the organism in Eukaryota, Metazoa, Porifera, Homoscleromorpha, Homosclerophorida, Plakinidae. Gene Ontology annotation, cellular component: AP-3 adaptor complex; membrane coat; intracellular membrane-bounded organelle. Gene Ontology annotation, biological process: Golgi to vacuole transport; intracellular protein transport. The record is from RefSeq and is a predicted model, not a curated record. Bases 23 to 577 code for a protein of 184 amino acids. The transcript is spliced from 6 exons.
CACUAAGCAAACUGUUUCAAGGAUGAUCAAAGCCAUUCUCGUCUUCAAUAAUCACGGGAAACCGCGACUGUCCAAGUUUUUCACUCACUACUCUGAAGAUGAGCAGCAGCAGAUUGUAAGGGAGACGUUUCAUUUAGUCAGCAAAAGAGACGACAACGUGUGCAACUUUCUGGAAGGAGGAACGUUGAUUGGAGGAUCUGAUUUUCGUCUUAUCUACCGACAUUAUGCCACUCUAUAUUUUGUUUUCUGUGUUGAUUCGUCGGAAAGUGAGCUAGGAAUACUAGAUCUCAUACAGGUCUUCGUGGAGACAUUAGACAAAUGUUUUGAGAAUGUGUGUGAACUGGACCUUAUUUUUCACAUAGACAAGGUGCACUAUAUCUUGCAAGAGAUUGUAAUGGGAGGUAUGGUGCUAGAGACGAAUAUGAGUGAAGUUCUUACUCAUAUAGAGGCACAGAGCAAGCUUGAGAAAUCAGAAACAACAGCUUCAUCAAUUAUGAAGGCUGGUGUAGCUUCUGCUCCAUCUCGAGCUGUUGCUGCUAUGAACACACUAAAACAGUCUACUCCAUUCAAGCGGUAGAUUGGCAGAACUUGAACACUGCUGCUCUUAUUCUUGUACACUAGAGACUUCUAGAUUAUGAAGUACAUGUACUUUGGCAUUAUUUCGAUUGUUAAUUAAAGAUUGAAUUUGUCUAGUUCCACUA